Myotis myotis is the source of this 3688-nucleotide messenger RNA. It is a transcript of the gene CDR2L, whose product is annotated as cerebellar degeneration related protein 2 like. The record is from RefSeq and is a predicted model, not a curated record. Lineage: Eukaryota; Metazoa; Chordata; Mammalia; Chiroptera; Vespertilionidae. The coding region runs from base 775 to 2022 and encodes 415 amino acids. The transcript is spliced from 5 exons.
UCAUGGGACAAGGAUCCAGCUUUCCUGGAUGGCAUUUUGGCAGAACAGAUCAAAUAGGCUCCUCCCCUUCCCCACCACACAGCCCCCUAAAACCAGGCCAGGUCCCCUCCCAGCUUCUGACAGGUGUUCAUGUACCUCGGGCUGGGAUGGGGAGGGGAGGUUCCAGUCCUGCAGACACAAGGAUCAGCGCUGUGGGGGGAGCAGGGCGGCUUGUUUCCCAGGGAAAGGAGGUUUCAGAGAGGGGCACGCGCCACUGGGACCACAUGCUACCGACUGGGACCAGGAGACCUGAGUUCUGCUUUCAACGUGGCUACAACCCAGCUGGGGACCUGGGCAAGUCCUUCUUCCCUGUCUGGCCUGACACCCAUAGAAUAAGGAUGUUACGCCAAAGGGCUCUGAAGCCUCAACCAAACGCUAAAACGCAGCGAGCCCCUCUGCCCCGCCACCUCUCAGUGGGCAGCCCAUCAGUGGGCUCCCAGUCCCCUCCCAGCCCAACUCCAAGGCUGCCCAUUGCCAGCCGCCCGCCGGCCCCGGACGAGCUCUCCCUUAUUAUCAUCCAAGUCACUUUGCCCCUGGGUCUCAUCACACUCUCCACUUGCACCUGCUCGGUGCCAGGUACUGAUCUAGGUCCUGGGGAUAUCAGAGAAGGAGCAGGCAAAACCCCUGCCCUGUGAGCUGAUAGGCAGGAGAGGCGAACAAGACUUGCACUUGGCCGCUGAGCUGGGGAAGACGCUGCUGGAGAGGAACAAGGAGCUGGAGGCGUCGCUGCAGCACAUGUACGCCACCAACGAGGAGCAGGUGCAGGAGAUCGAGUACCUGACCAAACAGCUGGACACACUGCGCCACGUGAACGAGCAGCACGCCAAGGUGUACGAGCAGCUGGACCUGACAGCCCGAGACCUGGAGCUGACCAACCAGAAGCUGGUGCUGGAGAGUAAGGCUGCGCAGCAGAAGAUCCACGGGCUGACGGAGACUGUUGAGCGCCUGCAGGCCCAGGUGGAGGAGCUGCAGGCCCAGGUGGAGCAGCUUCGGGGCCUGGAGCAGCUGAGAGUGCGCCGGGAGAAGCGGGAGCGCAGGCGCACCAUCCACACCUUCCCCUGCCUCAAGGAGCUGUGCACCAGCAGCCCCCGGUGCAACGAUGCCUUCCGCCUGCACAGCUCCUCCCUGGAGCUGGGCCCCCGGCCCCUGGAGCAAGAGAAUGAGAACCUGCAGACGCUGGUGGGAGUGCUGCGCUCCCAGGUGAGCCAGGAGCGGCAGCGCAAGGAGCGGGCGGAGCGCGAGUUCGCGUCGGUGCUGCAGGAGUACUCGGAGCUGGAGCAGCAGCUGAGCGAGAUGGAGGGCUGCCGCCUCCGCGUGCAGGAGCUGGAGGCCGAGCUGCUGGAGCUGCAGCAGAUGAAACAGGCCAAGACCUACCUGCUGGGCCGGGAGGACCACCUGGCCGAGGCCCUGCUGGCCCCCCUCACCCAGGCCCCGGAGGCCGAUGACCCCCAGCCAGGCAGCGGGGACGAGUUCGGGGCCCAGGACGGCGUCUCCUCCCCGGGCCCCUCCCCCAGCCACGCCGUGCGCAAGAGCUGCAGCGACACGGCGCUCAACGCCAUCGUGGCCAAAGACCCCGCCGGCCGGCACGCGGGCAACCUCACGCUGCACGCCAACAGCGUGCGCCGGCGGGGCAUGUCCAUCCUGCGCGAGGUGGACGAGCAGUACCACGCGCUGCUCGAGAAGUACGAGGAGCUGCUGAGCAAGUGCCGGCAGCACCGCGCGGGCGUGCGGCACGCGGGCGUGCAGACCUCGCGGCCCAUCUCCCGGGACAGCUCGUGGAGGGACCUGGGGGGCAGCGAGGAGGGCCAGGGCGCGGCCAAGGCGGGCGCCAAGAGCCUGAGCCAGCACGUGGAGGCCGUGGACAAGCGGCUGGAGCAGAGCCAGCCCGAGUACAAGGCGCUCUUCAAGGAGGUCUUCUUGAGGAUCCAGAAGACCAAGGCCGACAUCAACGCCACCAAGGUCAAGACCCACAGCAGCAAGUGACCCUACGCCGGCCUGCAGCCUCCCCGCGGCGGGCCAUGGGCCCCUCGAGCCCGGGCCCGCUGCCUCUGGUGAGGGAGGGCGCCUUUUGGCAGCAAUACAUCCCCGUGGAGGCCGCUCCAGAGAGCUCGCGGGGCGGGGGGCACCGCUGCUGCCCGCAGGUGUGGGGGCGAUCCGCAUGUCAACAUGCCUGGCCUCCCAGAGCCCUCCACCGUCCUGUGUCAGCCCAAGGCACAGCUCUGAGUUUCAAAGCCAAACGUCCCCCCUUCCCUGGGGGUUCCCAGUCCCCCAGCUUUCUGACCCUAGAUUCGUGGCCAGGCUUCUAAGCCAUCUGGACCAGUUGUUGUUUUGUUUUGCCCCAAAGUUUGGGGUUUUUUGAGAGAUUUGCAAUGUAAGGUCCCCCUGACCCCUUGCCACAACUGGAAACACUUGAAGGGGGACCCCAGAGCCCGCUGUGGCCGGUUCCUGGGGUCUCCUUGACCACCCACUGCUUCUCCCCAGCUGUGACACUGUCAUUCCCUUAGCACCAGCUGUCCCACCCCUAGGGUCCUACCCAGGUCAGAGAUGGCCCUGCCGUGCAGAGCAGAGAGCCUCAGCCUGCCCGCCCCACUCCAGCCCUAGUGAGGUGGCCUUCUCCCUGGAGACCCUCAGCCCCCUGCAGAUCUGUAGCCAAUCAGAGGAGGGGAACAGAACCCCUCGCAGCCAUACACGAGCGGUGCACCAUUUCCCUCAGAGCCAGCCUCCUGGGGUUCCAGCCCCGGAAAUGCCUCUGGGCAUUAAGCCUUGUAGGGGUCUGGGCGGUGGGGAGCCCCCAUCUCUGCACCCCGCCUGCAACUCCUUGAGUUUGGCCUCUGCCUGCCCCACCUCAGGGACCAUAACGUGUCUCAUUCACUCCCAUGCUCCCCAGAGCUGACCCCACAGCAGUCACACCUGCUCCCCCAGAAUGUCCUGGGCACGUGCAACAGCCAGUGGUCCCAGCGUCCACCUCUGCACCCUUUCACCCAAGACUCGCCCCACACUGACCGGUUUUGAAAUGCGACCCGGAUGGAGAACAGGUCUCCUUCCCAUAGAAAGCCUGCUCUUAACCUCCUGCCCAUGUGGGGGCCUUGAGGACCCAGGAGUCAGAGGUUAAUCAUCUUUGGUCAGGGCUUUAGAAAGUCCAGCUGCAACUAAGAGACGCCAAGGUCCCCAGCUUGACCUGAGCCCCUCUUCAAGGCUUCCCAUCUCUGCCGUCCAACCUGAGACCCAAGAAAUCGGAGGAGCCAGACAGCCCAGUGAAGGCGGUGGCCCGGCCUCCGCUGGGAGCCCAGCGGGAACCUUCAUGCCUUACUUGUUUCUAGGGGCACAGGGGUCUGACACCCGCCCGACCUCCCCCGAGGCGCCACCUGCUCUCUGGGCCGCACUGUACUGAGCUGUCGGCCAUCCUCUGGCCACACACCUUGGAGCCCUUUGUCCUCUGGAGCUGGGCAGCUCCCAGCCCUCCACGUGUAGGUCAUCUAGUGGGGAGGGGUGGGUGCGCGGGGGUGGGGGAAGGGCUCCUGCCUGUUUGUUCCCCAGUUCUGUAGCAGCCCACCAGCAUCACCUUUGAAGUAUACAUGAGAGAAAUAUAUUUGCAAAUGCUUUAUUCUCUUCUUUAAUAAAAAAUGCACCAGUAUUCUAAAAGCAGAAA